Molecule: messenger RNA, 1552 nt
Organism: Nymphalis io (European peacock)
Lineage: Eukaryota; Metazoa; Arthropoda; Insecta; Lepidoptera; Nymphalidae
Exons: 7
Coding region: 87-1274 (395 amino acids)
Biological process (GO): sensory perception of smell; detection of chemical stimulus involved in sensory perception of smell
Cellular component (GO): plasma membrane
Molecular function (GO): olfactory receptor activity; odorant binding
Source: RefSeq, a predicted model, not a curated record
GUUGGUAUUUUUUUUAUUUAAUUAAAAUUUGAGUAAAAGCUAUAAAUAAACAAAUAUUGGUUUGAACCGUCACAAAGUCCAGCAAAAUGAACGGGUUUUUCGAGAGAAUAAUCGAAAAAUACUCAAAAACCGCUGGAGUAAGAACCGAAGUCGACAGAAUUACCACAGUAGCACUUAUAUUACAACGAAUUUUCGGACAGCAAGUUCUCGACCCAGAGUGGACGUGGAAAAAUUAUUUCGUUCAUCAAUUGCUGAAUCUAAUUUUGUUUGUGUAUGUUUUCUUUGGCACCUUGGAAUGUUUGAAGAUGACUAAUGACGCUGAGCUUGUGGCUGAGGCGUGCUACACUCUCAUCAUGAUUGGCAUAUUCCCAUUAAAGAUGCUACUCUUUAUCAGCAACAGAUUUACUUUCAGAGAUCUUUAUGUGAAAGCUAAAACGACUCUUAUUACAAUCAUCCAAUCAGAUUCCGUCGUCAAAGUAAACAAUGUUCUUCAAACUAGUGGAAAAAUCGUUUACGUUCUAUUUUUUAUGGUAUUAGUACCUUGUUCGAUCUAUGAGCUGACAACUCUUUGGAAUUAUGUCAAUGGAAAAAGGAUUUUGCUGUCUAGGUCGACAUUGACUUUGAUGCCAAUGGUCACGCCAUUUUACGAAAUUGCUUGGUUCCUCCACAGUAUAUUUUUGUUCGAAAUUUCGUCAACUAUCAUCCUUGACAUGUGGUUCGUCUUAUUGAUUCACUUUUUGUGUUACGCAAUUGACAGUUUAGCGGAGAUAUUAAAAGUACCAGCGAGAGAUCAUUAUGAAACCAAGUCCUCAUAUGCGAAGCGUCUUAAUAACAGUCUACGUAAAUUUUACAAAACUCACAUCAAGCUAGUUGAGUAUAUGAACGCGUUAAGUAAUAUGUACAAGUGGCUUGCAUUUGUUCCACUUUGCAAUGCUGCGAUGUGCACUUGUCUUAUUUUACUCUUGAUGAGCAAGGAAAUUAAUUGGAGAUUUGCCCCUCAUCUGUUGCCCAUGUUUGCUGAGAUAUUAGCGUACAACUGGUUUGGAGAACAAAUUAAAAUGAAGGCGGAAGAACUUCACAAAAGUGUAAUUAAUUUUGAUUGGAGAAAUCUAGAAUUGAAAGAUCAAAAAUGUUAUUAUAUAAUAGUAACUUAUAUAAAAAAAGAAGUGGCCAUCAAAACUGCAGUUGGGAAUGAUUUGUCGCUGAUAACUAUGACUUCUGUACUCAAAGUCAGCUACCAAGCCUUCACUGUUUUACAAACCAUAGAUAACUAGUCCUGUUCUUAAAACACCCACGUGCUUAUAAAAUUCUCAGUAGCAGCCCUGGGUCUGGAAGUUGGAAGUGUGUACACUCCUGUGCCUCGGAAAUUAUUACCGUCCUAUCGGAUUAUGAGAGUGAGUGAGAGCACUAUAAUAUCUCCUGUGCAGUUGGCUUAUCUCUCUUGAGAUUGGCCGCCGUGGCCGAAAUAAAUCUGGAGGACCUUAAUGUAGUCUAUACUUUUCACAUUAAAUAAACUAAUGAUUUUGAGUUUUUUACUUGACGGUACGGGCUU